Messenger RNA from Aspergillus tanneri, 711 nucleotides. Its product is annotated as gamma-glutamylcyclotransferase family protein. Lineage: Eukaryota; Fungi; Ascomycota; Eurotiomycetes; Eurotiales; Aspergillaceae. The record is from RefSeq and is a predicted model, not a curated record. The transcript has a single exon. The coding region runs from base 1 to 711 and encodes 236 amino acids. Gene Ontology annotation, molecular function: gamma-glutamylcyclotransferase activity.
AUGCAUCUCGAAAACACCGACGAUAACACACCCGUUCCCUCUCCGAUCACGGUCACAGCCACGACGCAACUCCCGAAUUGCGAGACGAAUCUCCGAGUGCUGUAUUUCGCAUAUGGAUCGAAUCUCUCAUUCACGCAGAUGCGCAUGCGGUGCAGACACAACCCCGACCUGUCGUCGCGGCCAGUCGCCAUCGCGCGUCUGGAUCACUGGCGCUGGUUGAUUUGUCAAUACGGAUACGCGAACGUGGUCCCGCCAGCGGGGUUACGGGUGGGGAAGCAGAUCGACGAGGGGGAUGCGGUGCCGGUGUCCGGGGAGGAGGAUACGGUCUACGGAGUGCUGUAUGAGAUGGAUGAGGCGGACGAGACGCUGCUGGAUGGGUAUGAGAGUGUCGAUGAGGAGGCGCCUCCGUCGCGCCAGACGGACAAGAUCCCGCUGGCGGUGCGGCCGAGGGAACAGGCCAAUGGGAGCUAUAACAAGUGGUAUGUGUCGGCUACGGUGACCGAGUGGUUGGAUGAGGAACAGCGGAGACGUCGACAGGAUGAACCCGAGACUACGAUUUUGGUGUAUGUUGAUGAGGAACGAAUCCGGGUGGGCCCGCCGAGGGACGAGUAUAUUCCGCGGAUGCAUCGAGCUAUCUGCGAGGCGGAGACGUUGGGAUUCCCGAAGAAAUGGGUGGAUGAGGUGAUGGUGAAGUUCAUACCUUCGAAUUAG